Molecule: messenger RNA, 1005 nt
Organism: Moneuplotes crassus
Lineage: Eukaryota; Ciliophora; Spirotrichea; Euplotida; Euplotidae
Source: the annotation of a GenBank genome assembly
ACCAUUUUUAGCAGAACCAGUCAUGAUCAAUUCUAAGGUGUAUGAGAAGCUGAAGGACCAUGUUCUAGAGAUGAUCCAGACAAGGAAAAAUGGGAGUAAUAAAGAACAAAAUGAAGGGGAUGAGAUGAAACAGCUCAUUCAAAAUAACAGCCAGCUCAGGGACUAUAUUUCAAAGAAGGUGAACAGAAAACCUGUGUUUAAGAGAGAGGCUAAGAGUUUUAUCCGAACAAAGAAGUUUAAAGUUAAAAGUGUCAAUAAUCAUUCUCCAAAACACCCGGAUCAAGUGAGAGCUCAUAGCUCACUAACUAAUCAAAUAAAAUAAUCAAAGAAGUAUUAUUCAAGAAAAAUUCAGAGUAAACCUCACCACACAGGAUUCUCAUCGAAGAAAAUGCAAUAGUGUAAUGAAGAAGAACUUCAAUGAAUUCUCAUGAAGAGUGUCUAACAAUAGCACAAUGUUAAACUCUCCAAAAGGAAAAUCUUCAUUUUCAAAGCAUCAUCAUGGCAACUUAAACAGCAUUUUGGUUAAUUGUUCUGAAGCUCUGGUGGAUCAUAAUCUGAUCUUCCCUGAUCCUUCUUCUCUUCUAGACCAAGCAUCACUAAACCCUUCAGUGACUUUCGAUAGACGCCAGUGAGGCUUGCCUUCCCUCACAGUGGGGGGUUCACCUGUGAAGUCUCCGAAUAGGCAUUUUAUUUCGAAGCCUUCUAUUAAAAAGCACAAGGAUGUGCUCUACAAGAUAACUAAUAGAAGAAUUGAUCCUCAAGAUCAUGUUAUGGAUAGAUACGAGACCUCAGCAGAAGCCCAGAUCCGGUCAUUUGAUAAAUAGGUUUGGAAAUUUUAAGGAAAAUCUCAGAGAAGCUAGUAUCAAUAGAACUCCGCUUUGGGAAAUGUCCAAGAGAAUCGCUACCAUGAAAAUGCUCAAAGCCAGGUUAAAGAAGAACAAGGAGUAUGAGUUUUGAUAAAUACAUAUCCUUUUGAGAAAGAGGGGUUGUCUCAAGUAAUCCGGC